UGCCGAGAUAGUUCAACUUUAAUACGGUCCCGCCAUUAUUCUCUACACUUGCGGCAGCCGACAAAGGCAUGGCUCGUCUUGAAUGCAGGAAGAGCUUCAGCUGAGGUCAACAAUAAGGGCAGAAGCGCCAUCUAUAGAUACGAAGGCAUCCCUGACCGCUUUGAAACGGGAGAAUGUCUUCCUUCGCGGCAUUGAAUAUCGAACCUGACGAUGAUAGUGAUAUUGAAAUUGAUGACACCAAAGAAAUACAGGUCGAGGAAGCUUUAAAGCUUUAUCAAACCGCCCUCAAGCUUCAUUCCCAAGGACCAGAGUAUUUCCCUGAAGCAUCAGAAGCCUAUCUCGCUCUUUUUCGUUCAGAAAUCUUCAAAUAUCCCGAAUCUCUCUCCGAAGCUCAGCGACAUGAGCUCCACGGUACCUUGGUCGGGGAAGAAGCUGAUUCUCGUGUUGUGGAGUCCGCGCCGCUUGCGCUUCCACACCUUGAAGACGGGGCUGCUCCUAGCACGUUACCGCACAUUCUGUUCUUAUCGUUUAAAAACCAUGGCCAGUUUGUGCUCGAUUAUCUGAAAUAUCAUAUUGCGAAUGCAAAGGCACAAGGCGGCGAAUCAGGACCAGAAGCGGAAAAACUGAGAGGCGAUAUCUCGACUUCAGCUUUGAAGACACUUGAAUAUUUUGCAGAGGCCCUGGAGAGAGAUGACAGCGACAUUGAGCUAUGGCGUCGUACGGCACGCGUUGGAGACGUACUGGGUAGCCGUCGCAUUGAACGGUAUUGCUUGGAGACCGUUUUGGAAGGUGAUGACGGGGACUUCGAGGAUGCAAAGAUGCCAGUGCAUCCAGAGGAAGGAUUCGCUGGUGAGCAGCUCAAGGAGCUGUUGCGGAAUAUUUUUGAUACCUUGUCGUUCAAGCUCUCCCCUAUUGUGGAAUUGGACGCCAAACGUAUAAUUACAACACUCAGAAAGUAUAUGGAUCCGUAUCCUUACCUUCCUUCUGGAUCAGAAGACUACAUGAAAGACCACUUCGACUCCAGCCCCCUUGGCCGUGCCCCCAAGCUCUACACUUUGAAGCCUAUGUUGGCGACGUGGGCAGCUGUCGGAAAAGCCAUUCUUCAACACCUUGCUGCAGAGCAGCAUGGCAUCCUAGAGCCAGGCCCAGGUGCAGGAAUUAAAUUUAGUAUUCCUGGUGCCGAAGAGCCAAUCGAAAACGAAAGUACCCGUGAAGAUGAUACAGAUGGAGUCGCCGCUCAACUGCAGAAAGAAAUCGCGGCGGCAGACGAAGUCCAUGAGAGGGAAAGGACACGAUCCAAGUCCGCUCAGCACAUGUCAUCGAUGAAGGAUGAUCCUACCAUGGAUGAAAAGAUCACCAAAUCUCCUUCACAGCAGGCGAGCCCCGAGGCAGAGACAAAAGAAGCAUCCGGUCAGCAAACCUUGAGCAACCCCACUACUAAUAUUCUCCCUGUCAGAAAGCGGUCGUCGGAUGCUGCUGGCAUGGCCGAGUCUGCUGACGGUGGGCGUCUGAGGAGUAAGCGAUUGCGAGCUCGCGAGUCUGUCGCCGAAGGAACGGUUGGUGAAGAUGCCGACGUCUCCGAAUUGGCCAAACAGCAUGAAAGCCAAUUAAAUGAACUGGCACACGCUGACCAUUGGAUGUUUGAAACGAUCGGGAGUCUUCUUCGGCGCCUUGAAGUAGAGUCUCUAGGAGACUCGCAGAGUCUGAAAGACGCACUCCAAACAGAAGACCGCCCCUCUUGGGAACGCACUACUGCAGCGGAUCUGCUUGCCUUACUGAAAGGAUGGGAUGAAGCAAAAGGAAAUGCAUUCGUCUACGCUGACGAUCCAGACGAUAUCUCUGGAGGUUCUCGUAAUCCUGGUUUGACAGCUUUUAUGGAGCAUGCCAAGGGCUCUAAUCGCAAAGCUUCCGUUAAACCUCUAAUCUCCGACGGUCAUGACGUACUGGCGUUUGCAAGACAGGUCAACCAAACUUGGUCGCAUAUCAAGGAAGUCGCAUUUGAGUGGCUUCAAUGCCUCGUAAGGAGUAAUGGCGGUACCCUCUUGAACGGUGUAACAAAUACGUCGGAAUCUACUUAUCUGUGCUCCGUCUGGCCAGAUGCGCUCAAGGAAGUGGUGGUCCAAAUUAUCGUGAGCUUGGACGACUACGUUGAGUCGCGAGUACUGGAAGAGCUGUCUUCCUUGGAGAAUCGUAUCCUACAGAGUAUUGCCGACAGCGUCAAAUAUACGUUUACCGCCAGCGAUCACGCCGCUGUCGAAAUAGUUCAGACUCUCUUUGAGUUGCAUCUCGACAUUUACGCUAGCAUCACCAAUCCAAGUAGCGAAGUUGAUAAAUUAACUCGAAUCCUUCAAAAGGAUCGACUGGACAAAUGGGCUGGAAUCGCCAGUCGUGCAAUGCAUUUGCGUUCUGCUAAUUCACCACUAGCUGUUGAAACCGAUGACCUAUCCAUCCGUUUCCUUUGGGCUUCGACCUUCUGUGCAAAUCAAUCAGAAGAUGUUUCCCGUGAACAUAUACUCAUCUGCUUGGAGGACUUGAAACACCUUCUAGAAGCGGGUAAUAAGUGUGCCAUUCAGCUUCAGAAUAACGCAUUGAUGCCGGAAAUAUCCGUUGCUGAUGCGGAUCGUGAAAUUUCUCGACUCACAACUAUGGACUAUUUCUUCCAUAUUUUUGACGCCGAUACUACCGAUCCUGUGGCAGUCAUCGAGAGCCUGGAGCCCGUGCUCGACCCAGGAAAUUAUGAAUAUGAUCACGCCCCAGCCUCUGCAGACGUGGCUAGGUCUGCGAGCCAUGAGAACGUGUCUCCCGAAAAUAUUUCACGCCAACAGUCACCAGAGCAAGGCUCAUUGUUGGCAGAAAUGUCUAAUUUCCUAGAUCGCGGAAGUGCAUCCUUGAGGCUGCUUCUUUGGCGUCGACUGCAGGAGGCUUACGAGACGAUUUCUUAUUCCCCGAAAGUUUUAAUCUGUUACCUUCAGAGCAUAACUAUCAUCAUGAACGAGUUCCAGAAACCCGCGUAUCUUGAGAGCUCGCUGGACGAGCGAUUCUUCAUCUUGUUGAAAUGGAUUCGCGCAUUAGACGACCUCUUGUCGAAGACGCUGGAUCUUUUAGACAAGGAACCAACAGCAUUUGACUGUUUCAUCCUGCCCCAUGGUCGAUCUGCGAUGCAUGCCAUCGCCAAGCUCUUGAGACUGCUCCAUAGCUUUACCUUGCAGGACGAUCUCAUACGAAUUGGAGUAGCGCAGCCGUUUCAUACCCAGCACCAACUUUCAAUCAAAUCCUUUAAUCUCCUUAUGAACAAACUCCGAGAAUUGUACGUACGAGGAUGGAUAGUUGAAUAUUGUUUGCUAAAGGAGGGGAUAUCGCAAACCCAAGAGCUGUUUCCGAACGGAGCAGAAGAUUUAUACGACUGUUUACGCACAAUGCAUUAUUCGCUCGGUCUCCGAUCACUCUGCGAAACUGCCCGCAAAGCUUUCCCGACCUUCAUGAAAAAUGAGUUGCUGAAAAUAUCGAAGUCAGACGGAUGGGAAGGUGACUUGGGUCAGGUCAUAUAUGAUAUACAUGGUCUCAAAUUGUGCCCCAAUCCAGUAGAUCUGCAGGAACAUGGGACUUCGCCCGAGCCUUUAAGUCGAGAUACCGCGAUACAGAUAAUGGAUCUGGUAAUGUCCCAAGUCAGAGACAUUGCAAUCAAGGACCUGCCGAAAACGGAGCUCAAGCCCGCCAUUGAUAAAAUGCAUCAGGUCAUUGGCAUCGACAGGCAUAAUUUGAUGACUUCACACAACCGACGUGUUUUGGGCUCCUACUUGAAGUCGCCAAUCAAUCCUGUGCAGCUUUACCGCUCUAUCAAAGGGAUUGGUGAUCUAUCUAUGGUUCCUGUGCCGCCAAAACACGCCCGCGUCGCGGAGAAAGGAUGGUACUUUCUUCUUGGCCAUCUAGCCCUUUCUCGAUUCCGUUCCGUAAAACGGGUCACUCAGACGCCUACGGAUGAGCUCGAUAGUGCUCGUCUUCUCUUCAAACAGGAUCUCGAGUUCAACAGGAAUAAUUGGGAAACUUGGUAUCGACUCGCCCAAGUCUAUGAUUUGAAGAUUGACGAAGAUGUCAUGUGGUCUGCGGAGAAGAUUAACAACAGUAGCCGUGAACUUGUGAUGCUCCAAAGAAGUUCUAUACAUUGCUAUUCAAUGGCGCUUGCAACAGCAAUCAAAUAUGCUGACUCGUCAUUUGAAACAGCUAGCAAGCUGUCUGACUUGUACACCGAUUUCGGUAUCCGUAUGUAUGCUUCUUCUCGGCCGCCAUUCAAUAUGGAAGCAUUCGCCAUCCUGCAAGACAGGUUUUUCACUGGUCUGGAAGGCAUGUACAAGGAAUCUGCUUUCCGUGGACUCUCUAAAUAUGCUACUUGGAAGUUUGCAAGUUUCCUAUUUCGCCGAGCUCUCGUGGAGAAGCCAAACAAUUGGAUGAAUCAUUACAUGUUGGCGAAAUGCCUUUGGAAGAUGCAUUCGUUUGAAUACCUUGAGUUUCCAGAAGAGAUCCAAAUUGAUGCGCAUGAAGUCAUCGAUACGAUCAUUCAUUCCAUCGACUGUGUUCCUGAACGGAAGGACAGCAGACAAGAUCCUAUAUUUGAGCCACACUAUAAGCUUGUCUCAAUCGUCCACAAACUCGUUACUAGAGGAACGCUUGAGCCCGAUCAAGGACAAGAAUUCCUCAAUGCCACUCCGUACGCUGCCAAAGCAGCACCACUCACGGAAAAGACCGACUGGGUUCCUUUUAUCUUACGCAUCUUGAAGGUCCUUCGAACUGCGGACAAAGCUAACUGGCAUCACCGUAUGGUUGCAAGGGCUGCCCAGAUCAAUUUAGAUGAUGCAGUGGCCUCUAAAGAGAGUGCAGCUCGUCUCGCCAAGGAGGAAUUCACACAGCACAUUUUCACUAAAACUAUGGCGCUUCAAGUCUGGAAGCCCGAAUAUGAAAGAGUGGGUAGACAUUUCGUAUACACGUCAAGAUAUAUCAGAACCUUCUCUCAGAUUCUGGUCGAUCUUGAGGAUCGCUCAAGCUUGGAAGCAAUUGUAAAGCGUCUUAGAAAGAGGACUUCAGAAUAUAUCGACCAUACAAAGCUAUGGCAGGACGUUUGCUCGUCUUAUAUGCAGCUGCUACGCCGCCUUGGCGAGAUUCCAGAAAACCACGAGGAGUCAGUAUUUAAAAAUAUCACCCAUGAAGAAUUUCAAACUGCUGCUGCCCGAUUAGAGACGUGGUGCAAAUCAAACUACCAUAACUCAACUCUCAACACCUUACGCGAUGCAAUGGAGCUGAAAAAGCUGAACAGCGGCAUGAUGAAACCAGUAGUCUUUGACGAUCUCGUUGCAGAUACUUAUGCCGUCUUAUAUGGAACCGUGAUGCCUCAGUUGGCACCACCGACGACCAACGGCAGUCAGGACUCUGAAAGAAAGGAUAUGAUGAGUUUGAACAACCUCCUCAUGAGUGCAGACGAAUCCUCAGAGCAGGCGAGAUCAACAGCGGCGCAACAAGAGACCGGGCCCAAGCCACGUGUUAAAGGUGUAGGUAGAAGAGAGAUUCAAAGAAAAGCGGAUGCAGCUGUUGCGGCGGCAUUUUCUACUGCAGCUAGGACAUCUAAAUCUGCCACAUCGGCUCCUCAACAGACGGUGCCAGAGGUGGAAGAAGACAAAGAAGACCUUUCCAAGGAUGAUAAUGCUCAAGGUGCUGUCAGCAGCGUACCUGGGAGUGUUCAUGACAGCGCAGACGAUGAGAGUGAGCUUAGCGACGUGGAGGAAGACAAAAUUGCCGAGCCCAUGUUCCCGAACCUCGGCACACGAAGUGGAAACAGAGUUGACGAGCUGGGCGAAGAAGAAGGCGACGAUGAAACUGGACAAGAUGAAAUGACCACCGGCGAAUAGGAUUUGGAUGUCAUUGGCGGCUCCUACUCUUUUGAUUGCAUUUCAGGCGUUGGAUUCGGGAAAAUGGCAAAUCCGAGCAUUAGAUGGGGAAAAGGGGAAAUAAAGGACAAGAGGGCAAGGGUUUGAACUAAACAAUUUUUCAUGCGUUUGAUAUUCCAAAAGCUGUAACCUUGGUGUUCGGUGGCCUUGUUUUGUCAUUUAUCGGAGUAGAGUGUGACUGAUAAUCAGUCUGCGCCAUGUAUUUUUGAUCGAAGAAAUUAUGGAACUAUCCGCC
This is a messenger RNA of Xylona heveae TC161, 6171 nucleotides long. RefSeq lists its product as hypothetical. NCBI's taxonomy places the organism in Eukaryota, Fungi, Ascomycota, Xylonomycetes, Xylonales, Xylonaceae. The transcript is spliced from 8 exons. Gene Ontology annotation, biological process: chromatin organization. The coding region runs from base 174 to 5897 and encodes 1907 amino acids. Gene Ontology annotation, cellular component: HIR complex; nucleus. Gene Ontology annotation, molecular function: nucleosome binding; protein binding. The record is from RefSeq and is a predicted model, not a curated record.